GCGGCGGCAGGCACAGAUUGCGGGGCGGGUAGUUCAGAUUUGUUGACCAAUUUGAGGGAAAGAGUAAUGUGAAGUGAAAUUACGUGUUCUUGUUUGGCUCGGAAAGGAAUUAAAUAUCGAAUGAAAUGAAGGUAGAGGUGAAGGAGAACGAAUUUGGACGAAAAGAGGCACCAGUUUAAAGCCCUGCCACGGCUGAAAUGAUGCACUGGGUAACAGUUUCUACAUGUUUGGUGUAUAUAACUUGACUAAGAAGCAGGCUUCACACUUCUAACUUCAAGUUAAAUCACGCUUUACUUCGCAGUGUUCCAAAGCGCUGACUCUGAAGACUCCUUACAGAAAACGUCACCACAUUCUGCCGCACUAACUGCCCUGUGUUAGUUGGGAUUUGAUUACUGUACAUCCCGUGCUGUUAUAUAAAAUUAAUCAGCACCUUCUGACCAAUCAGGAAAACAUCACUCAGUUUCCUGAUAAAUUACUGCUGCUGCGGGAGAAGUAGUCAGCUGUUUUGAUCCGAGGCAGCAGGACGCCACAAGUGCAUGGACACAUCUCUGAACAGGGAAGAAGACGACUGGUGCGGCUUUACUUCUAAGCUAGAUAUCCAUAUGGAAAUGACUGGUGAACAGUAGCGAUGCCUGAACCUCCUGAUAUAUUUAUUGCACAGUUGAUCAUUUGGUAACUCCGAGGAUAUCUUUCAGCACAGAAGAUGGAGACAUGUCAAGAUGACUUGCUGCAGCAGCUCAGGAAACUUUCCCUGUCAGAGCAAGAAGCAAAAAUGAAGGUGGAGGAGCGUGAAGCUCAGAUACAGGAGCUCCAGGACACGAUCACAGAGCUCCACCAGGAGAUGUCCCUUAAGGACCAGGACAAACUCAGGCAGCUUCAGCAGCUUGUCCAGCUCGAAUCCAGGGUCAAGGAGCUCACGCAGGAGAAUGGUUGUGUCCAGUUACAGAGCUCAGAACAGACCAUCGCUCAGCUCAGACACCAGGCCAGAGACAGAGCUACGAGCACCAGUGUGUUACACAGAGAUGUGUCCGGCGAUCACGGAGCUGAAAGAGGACUAGAACUUUUGAAGAGUGAGUUGACGCAUCGUGACUCAAGCAUCCAGAAGCUCCAGAGGGAUCUGCUUCUGUCUCAUCAGGCCCGCGACUCCCAGAGCGCUCAGCUGGACGUCCAGGAGCAGAGGCUGUGGGAGCUGCAGAGGGAGCUGCAGGAGAAGCAGCAGGAGCUGCGGAGAGGACACAACCGCCUCCAGCAACUCAGCACUGAGCUCCAGAGCAAGACGAGGAACGCUCAAGAGCUGCAGGGUCAGCUGCGUGAGGUGAGAACACGUCUGGUCCAGGUGGAGGCUGAGAAUGAAGCUCUGCUGGGAUAUAAACGUCUCCAUGCGUCCGAGGUGGAGAAGCUCAGUGCUGAGCUGUGCUCCAUACAGAGAGGAAGUGAAGAAGAGCAGGAGACUCAGAGGAAGUUCAGGGAGCUUCAGGCAGAGCUCUCAGCCACUCGGGCUCGGCUUAGCGACUGCCAAGACGGGACUCAGGAGGCCCAGGAGAGGGCAGAUGAACAGAUCCAGCAGCUGCAGGAGGAGGUGUCCAGGCUGAAACUGCAGCACCAAUGCGUCAAUCAGCAACUGCAGGAGCGCAGUCUGGAGCUGCGGAGUCUCCAGAAGGCCCACGCCGAGCUGCAGGUCCGAGACAAAGAGUGCCAGAGAGAGCUGAGACGUAUCAGAGAGGAUCUACACAACGCCACCCUGAGGGCAGAAGAGCAGCGUCUGAAAGAGGUCCAGAUUGAUGAGCUCCAGCGAGAAGUUGACAGGAUGCUGACCUUGCUGGAGAAGGACAGAGAGGACAGCAGUCAGGUGGAGGAGGUAGAAAGACUGAAGGACGAACAGCAGCGACUCAAGAACAAGCUCGACGAGCGCGACGACAGCGUAGCCGCUCUGACCCUGGAGGCGGAGUCUCUGAGACAGAAGUUGCGUAGCCGCGAGCAGGAAGUGGCCAACCUGUGCCAGCAGCUCAUCGGCUCCCAGGAUGCACUGCAGCAGGUGACUGGUGAGCUCAGGAGCUGCCAGAGAGGGCUCAGAGAAUGGGAGGCUGAGAGAGGAGGACAGGAGGAGAGAGAGAUGGAGCUGAAGGAUGAACUGAACCAGCUACAGCAGCAGUACACCAGCUGCUACUCCCAGCUGGUGGAGGAAGAAGCUUUGGUGUCCAGCCUGAGGACUGAGCUGCAGCAGGCUGAAGGUCAGAGAGAGACGCUGGUAUCUCAGCUGCAGGAGCAGGAACAUCAGCUCCAUCUGCUCACAGAGAAACAUCACGCUGCUCAGCAGGAGGUGGCCUCCAGAGACGACGCCGUGCUGAAGCUGACCGCUGAACUGAGUGUUGCUCAGGAGCGUCUGUCCUCCAAACACAACGAGGUGGAAUCUAAAGCUGAGGAGCUCACGACCUUGGAUGAGGAAGUGAGAAGAUUACAGAAGCUCCUGAACCAGAGAGAGGAGACGCUGGAGGAGGAAAAACGAAAAAAUGUCCAGCUUCACUUAGAAAAAGAAAAUCUUCAUACAGAGUGUGAGAGCCAGCGGGAGGCGAAGCGUGAACUCAGCGCCGAGGUACAGCAGUGGCAGCAGGAGGCGCAGGGCCAAAGGGAGAGCCGGGAGAAGGAGGUGCAGGGGCUGAGGAGCGAACUGCGGGAGGAACAGAGUCGCCUCCAUCAGCACAGAGCCAAUCUGGAACGUCUGCACAGAGAGCUGGAGGCGACACAGAGACAGCUGAGAGACGGCGAGGACGAGGUCUCCCGUAAGGAAGCGGCUCUGCGCUCUCAGGACUCGGAGCUGACUCGGCUGAGGGCUGAUCUAGCCGAGGCUCAGAGAUGGGCGUCUGACUCAGAGGCCCGACUGCAGCCACUCAGCGAGUCUGUGCAGCUUUACAAGCAGAAAUACCAGACCUGUGUGAGCAGGAUCUCAGAGCUGGAGAGCAAACUGCAGAGCCACGAGGAUGACCAGAGGCAGGACAGAGCUCAGGUGCUCGAGCGGGAGGAGCAGGUGGUGCGUCUGCAGGCGGAGAUCGUGGCUCUGCACGGUGAUGUGGAGGCGCGCUGCGCUCAGCUGGAGAGCGGAGACGAGGCCCUGACCGCUCUGAGCCGGCGGCUGAGAGACACACAGAGGGAGCUGGAGAUAAGCCACGCCCACGCACAGGAGUGUGAGCUGGUCAUCGACUCACUGCGAGACAACGUGGCCACCCUGCGCUAUCAGGUGGAGGAGAAGGAGGAGGCGGCGCUGAAGCUCCAGUCUGACUUCUCUCUCUACAGAGCCACUCACCUGCACUCCCACUCAGACUACCAGUCCCAAAUUUGUCGCAUCCACGAACUGGAACAGGAGUUGUCCCAGGCCCUGGAGCGCUCUGGAAUCUGUCACUCAGAGCUGGAGAAGCUCAAAGAGGAAGUUCAGGCGCAGAAGCAGCUCAGAGAUGGCAGCCUGGCGGAGGUGCGAAGACUGCAGGAGUUGAUGAGGAAGCUCCAGGCUGAUGCUGUGUGUGAGGCUCAGAGCAGACAAGCUGACGUGGACACGCUGGAGCUCAGAGUCACCGAACUAGAGGAACAACUAGAGGCAGCUCGUAGGCAGUGUGUACAGAAGGAGCAGGCCGUUCAGAAGAGAGACGCGCUCCUGAGGCAGUCCGAGACAGACCUGGUCCAGGCUCGGGAUAAGAUCCGAGGUAAGGCGGCAGAGGCAGAGAGGAACACCGCCACGGUUCAGGCUCUACAGGCAGACCUGAGGCAGGUGAAGAAAGAGAAGAGAGAGAGGGAGAACGAGUGCGGUAAGCUGCGCACACAGCUGCUGCAGAUGCGUGAUGAGCUGAAAGAGGCCCGGAGCAGCUGCAGAGACAGUGCACAGGAACUGGCUCGUCAUGAGGAGAAGGUGCUGCUGCUGGAGGGCGGGCAUCAGCGGGCGCAGGAGCAGUUGGCAGAGCGGGUAGCCGAGGUGGUCCGUGCUGAACAGACCCAGAGGAGACUUCAUGCCGAGCUCAGGAGAGUCCAGCAGAGACUGGACACCAGUGAGCAGGAGCUCCACGACUGCAGGACUCAGCUGGAGCAGGUGAAGCUGGAGGCCAGCAGCAGCAGGCAGGCUCUGCUCAGCGCCCAGCAGGAGGCUUUACGGCUGCAGCAGGAGAACCAGGAGCUUCAGGAGGAGCUGAGAAGCACCAAAGAGACCUUAACACACAUGCAGGAGCAGCUGAAGGAACACUCAGUGGCUGCUCAGGCUCUGCGUGUGGAGCUGGCACAGGAACAGGCCUGGCAGCAGGAACAGCUGGAUUGGGUACAGAGGACAUGUCAGAGAGAGAGCAGCCUGGAGACUGAGAGAGACCAGCUCAGAACUGACCUGGAAACAGUCAGAAAACAGCUACAGGAGCAGUUGUGUGAGCUGCACAGCAUCACCCUCAGGCUGCAGGAGGAAGAAGCAGACAAGCGGACGCAGCUGCAGGAGAGAGACGCUCGCAUCCAGACUUUCAGCCAAGAGCUGUCUGAGCGUAGUCAGGAGGUGACAGGCUUGCAGCAGCGUCUGAUCCAGCAGGAAGAGAGAAACACAGAGCUGAGUACAGAGCUACAGCAGCUGCGCAGUCACAGCCGCCUCUCUCAGGACGAGACUCGGGCAUUCGAGACGCGUCUGGCGGAGCUAAGCGGCCAGCUGGGACGCGCUCAGCUCUGGGGUCAGCAGCAGCUCGUCACCCUGGAGUCCAGAGAGGAGGAACUGGUGCUCCUGAAGGUGGAGGUGUCCUCCCUCAGAGAGAACUACCACUCCAAAGUAGCUCAGUUGGAAAGCUUACACGCUGAGCUGGACUCUGUAGAACAGAAGUACAGGGCCUCUGUGAGUGAGGUGGAGGUGUUGAGGCAGGCGUUGAGCGACGCCCGCACUGACAGUUCCCGUCUGCACAGAGAGAGCGAGCUGGUGGUCACUAACGUCAACCAGUGGGUCAAAGAGCAAAAACAGGCCAACGAGAAGCUGGGCCUCAAAAUCAGAGACCAGAGCAAGAAGAUCAUCCAUCUCACGGCUGAAAAGGAUCAUCUGCAGGAGAACGUGGAGAAGCUGCAGGCGGAGAUCCGGAGGUUGAGGGCGGAGCUCGAUGAGCAAAGAAUGGAGGCAGAGAGAUACAAGACGUUUCAGUCCCUGAGCUCGAGCGAUCAGCCUCACAGCCAUCAUCCUCCUGCACUAUCAGGAAUGUUGAGCCAUCAGCGGGAGACGCUGAGCAGGAAGAAGCCUCUGGCGUUGCGUCUGGAUCGGAGCUGAGGUGUGUGUACAGAGCCACGCCCGGCCCCAGUUUCGCCGCUGAAGUGGCACAGAGAGUCGCUCGAAGGGAACUGGAGAGAAGGACCCAAUGUAGCUGGGAGUUUCCAUCACAUCGCUCACUGAAUGUUCAAUAUCUCAGGGAUUCUCUGUGAGACUCUCUUAAAAAAAAAAAAGUCCUCCAGGAUUAAUGGAGUAAAUAUCUGAAGAGAACUGAUGGAGAACAUUGGGUUUGUUUAUACUUCUGUUUAUUUGCUAAACCUGUUCGACUUGAAUAAUAUCAUGACACCGUGAUCGAUGCUGUACCGUAAAAGAUGAUGCCGUUUUUCUUUAAGCCGUGAAAACGGGCUCAGGUUUGGUUUUUCCGAGCGCCGAGUGUCAGCGUGUGUUAAUCAUCCUGAAACUUGUUUAGCUCUGAGGUAAGUGAAGACGCGAGCCGUUAUUGCGGCUUCGGCUGUGUUUGUUCACCGCCGUGAUAUUUAAUGUAAUAUUUUUUUGACAUUUCAGCAUUUGUCGUAAAUUUCUCCGAGGCUUUGGGAUGAAAACUUUUCCGACCCGCAGGGAUUGGAAACCUUUAGGAAAGGAUUUUAGAAACACACAGUCUCUGUUUUUAGAGUCUGAUCUUUUUCACGAUGCCGAUGUCAGUUUCUCUGAACAUAAAUCCAGCAGUGUGUGUGUGUGUGUGUGUGCGCGCACUAUCUGUGUUUUGUGUGAUGUUUUCUUUGUUCAUGUAACCAUAGUGCACAUAGUAACCAGCAUCAUAUUAGUGACCGAUCACGUGGGCAGUAAUGUGUAUUUACAUGCAGGUCUCGUCUCUCUCUGUUCCCGUGUCAGAACCCGUACGCUCCGGGUCGGUUCGAGCCGUAACUGCUGAUCUCUGAGCCGUGAUCUCGGCACGAGGAGACCGUCCUGCUCUGCUCAGGCAAAAUCAAUAAACAACACUCUCCUUCACCCAGCACUCGAUACACAACACUUAAGGUGUCUGUGAAAAGUAAAGAAUGCCAAUAAUUGUUAUUAAUGCCCUGAAAAGCGCAGAGUUUAAGGCUAAUACUGUCUUUUACUGACUAACACUCACUGUGACUUUAAAUACUAGUAAUAAUAAUAAUAAUAAUAAUUAUAAUAA
This is a messenger RNA of Hemibagrus wyckioides, 6386 nucleotides long. RefSeq names its product polyamine-modulated factor 1-binding protein 1. The transcript has 41 exons. The record is from RefSeq and is a predicted model, not a curated record. Gene Ontology annotation, biological process: spermatogenesis. Bases 704 to 5266 code for a protein of 1520 amino acids. NCBI's taxonomy places the organism in Eukaryota, Metazoa, Chordata, Actinopteri, Siluriformes, Bagridae.